Messenger RNA from Capronia epimyces CBS 606.96, 2226 nucleotides. RefSeq lists its product as uncharacterized. Gene Ontology annotation, molecular function: zinc ion binding; RNA polymerase II cis-regulatory region sequence-specific DNA binding; DNA-binding transcription factor activity, RNA polymerase II-specific. Lineage: Eukaryota; Fungi; Ascomycota; Eurotiomycetes; Chaetothyriales; Herpotrichiellaceae. The coding region runs from base 1 to 2226 and encodes 741 amino acids. The record is from RefSeq and is a predicted model, not a curated record. The transcript is spliced from 2 exons. Gene Ontology annotation, cellular component: chromatin. Gene Ontology annotation, biological process: regulation of transcription by RNA polymerase II; DNA-templated transcription.
AUGUCCGACAGCACGACAGCACAUAGUCCCAAAGGCAAAGGGGCACCCCGCAGCCGGCGGGUUCGCAAAGUACGCCAAUGUACGACGUGUGACCGGACCUUCGCCAAAACAGAUCACCUGGAACGCCAUAUUCGGUCUCAUACUAAAGAGAAACCGUUCAAGUGCACCAUAUGUGGGCGCAAUUACGGCCGCCAUGAUACCUUGCUACGACAUCAAAAAUAUCACCAAGAGGGUGGGUCGGUCGUUGGUGUAGAGCCGCAAGAGGGUUCUGGCAUCUUGCAAAAUGACAUGUUGGGCGAGGCUGUGGUGAUAUCUCCCCGGGUCUCAACCGUAGCCUUGGACCAUACCAUAAACUCAGCCUUGGAUGUCGCAUCCCUGGGCUACACAAACGACGAGGCAACGUACCAAGACGCCUCCAAAGGUAUCUACCAAGGCCAGGGUGCCUCCAACCCAGAAGCCUGCAACUUGGACCCGGCCAUCGAAGCAUUUGAGUUUGACGCCCAGUUCCCGUCCUGGCUGGUGGAUGGCGACUUUAAUGCAGACAUUCUGGAUACGCCGCUCGUCACCAGUAUGGUCGAGUUGAGGCCUGACUGGCCUGAAAGUCCCUACGCCCCGUCUGGCUCCAGGGGAAUCAAGCCCGUUCCUGACACGAAGCGCCUCUGGUUCAUUACUGGCCAUGACGGGCAAGAGGAAGUGCCCCGAUCAGGGCCUCCCACGCCUCCAGCCUCUCAAGUCGAAGUCGACGAUAGUUAUCGGCAAACAUUGCAUCAAUCCCUACAAAUCCGUUCGCAACACGACCAAGUCCUCCCUUCCGCCGACUUCCUCAAUCUUUGCGUCCGCUCUUAUUUUGCCAGGUUUCAUCCCGUCUUUCCGCUGGUACAUGCACCUACUUUUCGUCCAUCCAAGGCCAAUUCCAUGGUUCUCUUGUCCAUCUGCUCUGUCGGCAGUCUUUUCACCGGCUCGGCUAACGCCAUCCGACAAGGAGUGCAGAUCUUCGAAAGAUUGCACAAAGCGGUCCUGGCAAACUGGGAACGGCUGAUGUCUCGUGGCACCGACGAACAGGUGUCCCUCGUCCAGACCGCCAUUAUUGGGCAGACUUUUGGUCUGCUCUCGGGCGAGCCACAACAUCUUGCCAUCGUCGACGCUUUCAACGGCACUUUGAUUUCGUGGGCACGGCGUUUAGGGGCCUUCAGAGCAAAGAAGCUGCGUGGGCUCGACCUCAAUGUCUCGCCCCCCGAGCUGGAUCAGUUGUGGAGGGAAUGGGCCAGAAACGAAGAACUCAUUCGCAUUGGCCUCAGUGUACACAUCCAUGACGCUGAGCUUGCGAGCAACUUCCACCACGAACCGUUCUUGCGCCACAGUUCCCGGCCCCUGCCCAUCGCGGCCUCGAACCAGACUUUUACGGCAGCGCGGCCUGAAGAAUGGCGCCUGUCAUAUCUCAACGACCCGAGCGACUUCGAGAAUGAUGCGAUAACACCCGCCUCCCUCGAUAUGCACGCGGAUUUCGACCUCUUAGCGAUUCCUAGCAACAGUUUUUUCACUGCCUACACAGUCCUGGAAGGUAUCUGUGUAAACAUUGUGGAUAAUAAAACGAAUGCCCACGCAAGGCCGUCGGGCAUGGAAGAAGUUUCCUCUCUGCUGACCAGGUUUUACGGACGUUUCCUACAAGGGACCGCUUCCUGGGAACCGGACCACAUGGAUAUGAGCAUCCUCUGGCACUCGGCCCAUAUGUCCAUGUACGCGGAUUUUGACCUGUUGGAACGAGCCAUUGGCCGCGACGGCUCUCACCUCUCGGCUGAGGACGAACUGGCCGUCACAAGCUGGGCCGGCUCGGACCAAGCCAAGCGGUGCGUGCUCCAUGGAAUAAUGGUCCAGAAAAAGCUGGAGACUCUGCCCCUAGGGUUCGAACCAGCAAUCCACGUUCCGCGAGCUAUGUUCAGAGCCGGCAUUGCAUGGUUCUGCUACACUCGCUUUGGCGAGGGUAGGGAGGCGCAAAGAGCUAUAGCCUCGGAGAGCCUCGAUUUCCCGGAGUUCAAGCUCCUCGGUGUCAAUCCCAGCUUGUUGCUAUUCCAGGCCAACGGGUACAAACAUGGCAGACCCACGACGACCGAGGUCAAUGCAACCCUUUGCGGACUUACAGAUCUUUUGAGGCGAAUUGGCCAUUGGGAGAUCGCCCGCAGGUUUGCAGCCAUUCUUGGAGCUUUGUUACACAACGAAGCUGAUUGA